AUGGAUAAGAAUAAAAAACUAAAAAAAACAAAGGACUCCAUCCUAAUAAGAAAAAAUGGAAAAUAUUCUGAAAAUGCAGGUGAAAUUGCUCGUUAAAGGUAUAUGGUAUAAGAUAUUAAAUUCAGAUCAAUUUACAUGUUAUUAUUUGAAUGUGGAAUAUUAAUUACCUAUUUGAUAUUUUUAAUUUUGUAUUCUGUUUAAGGUAAAUUCAAAAUGCUUUAUUUAACUUUGCAAAUUGUGAUAGUAAAUAACUGAAUUAAAUAUUAAGGUUUUACUUCAAAUCCUUUGUAGUUGCUUUUCAAUACAUUCUAUGAUAUUUUUCAAAGAAUACAUAAUUACCAAAAGUUCUAACUUGUACUUAAUAUUAGUCAAUCUUGUAGAAGCAUCUUAAUUUACUGUUUGAUGAUUGUUCCAUUUGUAUUCAUGUAUUUAGAAGUUGAAAAAUUUACAAUGCCAAUUAUUUUAUAAACAAUUUUUUUGUCUUGUGAUAUCAUUUUAUGUUGCUUAGAUUAGUAUUUAAUCAGAAUAUUUGUGAUAGACUUUUUAAAGGAAAAGUAACGAUAUAAUUUGAAAGCAGGUAGCAUAAUUAUUUAUUUUUAGCUUUGCACAAUCGCAAAAGUUUUGAGGAUUAAUUAUAAAAAAGCAUAAUGAGUAAGUCAGAUGAUUUCACAUGA
Paramecium pentaurelia is the source of this 674-nucleotide messenger RNA. Lineage: Eukaryota; Ciliophora; Oligohymenophorea; Peniculida; Parameciidae. The record is from the annotation of a GenBank genome assembly.